AUGUGUGAUAAAUUGAUUUUUGUUGGAAAUAUAUUAAAUCCAACACUUGAUAAUGUUAAAUGUAUAAAUGGAUAUAUAGUAAUCGAAAAUGGAAAGAUAACUUCAGUAGGAACAAACUUCGUAAAUGAAGAAAAUAAGCAAAUUUUCUUUAAAAAUGGAUACACUGUAAAACUUUUAGGUCGUAAUCAAUUUUUAAUACCAGGCUUUGUAGACUGCCAUACACAUGCACCUCAAUUUCCUAACCUCGGCAUCGGUCUUGACCGUCCCCUGCUUGAGUGGCUUGAUAAAUACACAUUUCCUUUAGAAAGUCAUUACAGUGACACCAAAUUUGCUGCACAUGUUUAUGAUCAAGUUGUUAGGAGAUUGAUCAACAAUGGAACAACAACAGCGUGUUAUUUUGGGUCUCUGCACUUAGAAGGUACAUUGGAACUUGUAAAAUGUGUUAUAAAACACAAUCAGAGGGCGCUAGUGGGCAAAGUGAGCAUGAAUGUGAAAAAUGAUGCAGGAUAUUACAAUGAUACAAGGGUAGAAUUAGAAGAAGUCAAGACAUUUGUUAAUAAAGUAUUAGAAUACAAGAACGAAUUGGUCGAACCAGUAAUCACUCCCAGAUUUGCUUUAAGCUGUGAUACAGAGCUAAUGAAGCAAUUAUCUAACAUAGCGAAAGAAAACUCCAUUCUAAUACAGAGUCACAUAGCAGAGAAUAAAAAGGAAAUAGAAUUUGUGCUUAAUAGUUUCUCUGAAUGUUCGAAUUAUGCUGAUGUUUAUGACCGCUGUGGCAUCUUCAAUAAUAAGUGCAUUAUGGCUCAUGGUGUACAUUUAACCGAUAGAGAGAUGUCGAUGUUUGCUCGUAAAGGCGCGUCCAUAGCUCACUGUCCCGCAUCGAACACCAGGCUUAGAUCAGGCCUCUGUCCUGUCAGGAAAUUGCUGGAUAGUGGAAUCAAAGUUGGACUCGGUACAGAUGUAUCCGGUGGAGAUAAUGCGAGUAUACUAGACGCGUUGCGUCGUACAAUGGACGUCUCCGAACAUCUAAACCUAAUGGGCACUAAAGAAUCACCAUUAAAUUGGGAAGAAGCUUUAUACUUAGCUACACUAGGUGGCGCCACAGCGCUACAUUUGAAUGAUAAAAUCGGAAGUUUUGAAGUAGGCAAGGACUUUGACGCUUUACUAAUAGAUCUGUAUUCGAAGGACAGUCCUAUAGACAAAUAUGAUUUUUCUGUUGCACAAGAAGAGGAGGCCAUAUUAGAACGCGUUCAAAGAUUCGUUUAUAUGGGCGACGACAGAAACAUUGUACAAGUUUAUAUUAAGGGUAAAAAAGUAAAGGAUAUUUUGUAAACAA
Messenger RNA from Melitaea cinxia (Glanville fritillary), 1336 nucleotides. Its product is annotated as guanine deaminase. The record is from RefSeq and is a predicted model, not a curated record. The coding region runs from base 1 to 1332 and encodes 443 amino acids. Gene Ontology annotation, cellular component: cytosol. NCBI's taxonomy places the organism in Eukaryota, Metazoa, Arthropoda, Insecta, Lepidoptera, Nymphalidae. Gene Ontology annotation, biological process: guanine catabolic process. The transcript is spliced from 8 exons. Gene Ontology annotation, molecular function: zinc ion binding; guanine deaminase activity.